AUGAACUCGUUGAACAACAAUAAUACUGUAUCCGAUCCGCUAGUAGAAGAUCACCCCAAUGAUAUCAAUCAAACAACUCUGCUGCUGUUACCCAACAAUAAAAACAAAAAAACUAAUACCGUGAUGCUUAACAAUAAUAACAGUUAUUCAUCCCUAAGAUCCACCGCUUCAGAUAAUACCAAUACUCCUAUGUUCUGGCCCUAUCAGGAUGAUGAAUUACUAAUGUCCAGUAAUAAUAACAAUACCAACAGAAGGCAUAAUCAUCGCCAGAAUUCCAUCGUAUCCUUUCUAGCUAGAAGUCGAAGCAAUACUAUUAUAUCUAUUAAAAGAAAUUACCACAAAGUUGUGAGGUAUAAGCAUUUUAAAAAAUUUAUGGGAAUGUUCAUAGCCAGUGUUGUUAUAUAUAUUGGCUUCACAUUAGCGUUUCUACCAAGAACCUCACUAUCCAGAGAUUUUAGAAGAAUUCAUUUUUCCACAAAAUUCACUAAACCUGAGAUAUAUAGAGUUUAUUUGGAUAGUUUACAACAAAAUCAUCUAGAGCUAAAAAGAUUGAGUGGCAUUUUAUACGACGAGAAACAAAAAAAAAAGUAUAAUCAUAAAUUUAAUCAUCUAUUUAAUGAUAAUGAGCUUACACAAUUCACUUUCAACUAUUUAGAAGACGUUUUACACUUAAAUCCAAAAAUAUUAAAGUCUGAAAGUUUACCCGAUACCCCUACCACUGAUACUAUCAGCAACAAUAAUAUUGUUGUAAAAAGUGAAUUAAGUUUAUGGGAAGAUGGACGUUUAGUGCAUCAAACGGGCUUGCAAGAACCGUGCUUAGAUGAAACUAGUUGUAAUCCAAAGGCAUUGCCUGGUUAUAUAGCCUUUAGUGGGAAUGGUACUAUCAAAGCACAAUUUGUUUAUGUGAAUCAUGCGACUUUCCAAGAUUUUCAAGACUUGGUAGUUUCCAAUCACAUCGCUGUACACGGUAAGAUUCACAUCAUUAAAAUUAUCAACGAAAAAUCAAUGUCUAUCUCAUCCCAAAUCAGAAAUUCUAUCAACAAUGGGGCUGUUGGUUGUGUUUUUUUCAAAGAUGAUGAGGAUGAUGGUGAAGUCACCAAAUCAAAUGGUUAUAAAUCUUACCCAAAUGGGCCUGCAAGGAAUAGCCAAGCUAUUCAAAGAGGUUCAAUAUAUGAUGGUCUUAUGAUGAUGAAUAAAAAUAAUAACAUCGACAUUCCUGUUAUUAGUUUAAGUUAUUAUGAUGUUCUUCCGAUCUUAAACAAAUUAUCCGGAGUUGGUAUACCCUUGGGGUCGAAGGAUGUUGCCAAUAACAAUUUAUUUUACUCUGGGCCUUCAAACAAAACUCAAUUAUUGAAAAUACGCAGUUUCCAGUCUGAUAAUUCCAUUGAUUCUGUCCAAAAUAUUGUGGUUAAUAUACCUGGUAUUUGGAAGGAUGAGGAAAUUGUAGUCACUUCCCAAAGAGAUUCCUUUACUGUAAAUGGUUUUAAUAGCGGGUUUUUGAUUUUUUUGGAGGUAGCAAGGGGCUUGAGCAAAUUAAAAGAAAAUGGCUGGAAGCCAUUGAGAACUAUAAAACUUGUCAGUUUAGAUGGAGAAAGCGUUGGCAAAAUGGGAUCAUCAUCUUUUAUCCAAGAAAUAGGUAACUUGAAAAGUUUUAUUCAUAUCAAUUUACCUCCAGAUAUGGUCAGUGGUUCACAGUUUCAUUGCCAAUCAAACGAAAUGCUAAGAUCCUUGUUGGAAGAAGCUUCUAAAAGUACUCCUUAUGGUUCGGUUGAAGGAAACACAUUGUUUGAUAACUGGAAAUCAUGGUCCAGAAUUAACAAUCAAAAAGAUGUGGAAAUUGAUGAACUUGAUACUGAUUCUAGUUCUUUAGGAUUUCAAACCCUAUUAGGAGUGCCAUCUGUCAAUUGUAAAUUUGAAAAUAACAAGGAAACUGAUGCUAUUUACCUUAAAAAUUCAAACUAUAAUUCCAAAGAAAUGAUGGAAAAAUUUUUUGAUCCGGAUUAUAAAACACAUAGUAGUUUGUCAAAAUUCGUUGGAUUUCUUAUAUUGAUGGGUGGCGAAAGGGAAGUGAUAUAUUAUGACUAUUUCCAAUUUUUCCAAAAAUUAAAAACAAAUUUUUUAAACAAAUUUUCAUUAACAACAACAAAUGUAACUAGAUAUGCGCAUGUGCAAAAUUCAAUUAUAGAUGUUAUGGAGAAAUUAAUCUCCAAUAGUAUACAAUUAGAUGAUUAUAAUAAGUUGUUACAGGAACAGACAAUCAUUGAUUACCCCUGGUAUCAAUUUUAUAUUAAAAUGAACAUAUUAUUUAAAAUCAAAAGGCUGAACAAUCAAUUAAUUUCUUUAAGAAAUGUAUUUUUAAUAAUGAAAAUGAAAGAUGGUUUUAGAAAAAAUAGUUACCAAAACACUUAUGAUUUUAUCUCACAGCCAAAUAAUUUUAAAGGUGCCAAAAUUAAAAUGUUAGGGAAAUUGGAGUGUUUAUUACAAUUAGAUAAUCAGGCUGAUAUAGAAGAUUAUUUAUAUUCGAUGUUACUAAAGAAAUUAUUAGAGUUUAAUCAAAUGAUUUUUGAUGAUAUAUUAGCCUAUACAUAG
Messenger RNA from Saccharomycodes ludwigii, 2589 nucleotides. It is a transcript of the gene VPS70, whose product is annotated as putative zinc metalloprotease. Gene Ontology annotation, molecular function: carboxypeptidase activity. NCBI's taxonomy places the organism in Eukaryota, Fungi, Ascomycota, Saccharomycetes, Saccharomycodales, Saccharomycodaceae. The record is from RefSeq and is a predicted model, not a curated record. The coding region runs from base 1 to 2589 and encodes 862 amino acids. The transcript has a single exon.